CCCCAAAAUUGCCAGGUUUCGUGAUUUGGGAGUGUGUGAGACUCUGCACGUAGCUCAGCAGAUAGAUGAGAAAAGCCGUGCAGCCUCCUCAGUCCCAAAUAAAGCCCAGCUGCACACAAGAGGCAUCGUAAACACAAGCGUCUUCAAGACAUUAGCAUCAGGAGAGGAACCUCGGGAUUGACUUGGUGUUUCUGUACGUGGUGACAGUUCGAAAUUACUCAGGAUGGUGCGGUGUUGGUUCCUGUUGAGUUUACUCUUUCACACCCUGUACGCCCAUGUUGACUUUUUCACUUCUAUAGGUCAGAUGACAGAUCUACUAUACACAGAAAAGGACCUGGUGACAUCACUAAAAGAGUACAUUAAGCAAGAGGAGAACAAACUAGAGCAAGUCAAACAGUGGGCAGAAAAGGUGGAUACGCUGUCACACACAGCCACCCAGGACCCCGAGGGAUUCCUGGGACACCCGGUGAACGCCUUCAAGCUCAUGAAACGACUCAACAGUGAGUGGGCAGACCUGGAGAGCUUGGUUCUGCAAGACACCACCAAUGGGUUUAUUUCUAAUCUGACCAAUCAGAGACAGUUUUUCCCAACGGAUGAGGACCAGACAGGAGCAGCCAAGGCUUUGCUUAGAUUGCAGGACACAUACCAGCUGUCCGCCAGCGCCAUUUCGACUGGAGACCUACCUGGUGUGGCCUCAGGUGUGAUUCAUAAGAGCCAGAUGACAGUGGAAGACUGCUUUGAGCUGGGGAAGAUCGCGUACUCUGAUGCGGACUACUAUCACACUGAACUUUGGAUGACACAAGCACUCGCACAGCUGGAUGGGGGCGAGGAAUCCACUAUAGACAAGGUCACAGUAAUGGACUACCUCAGUUACGCCAUUUACCAACAGGGGGAGCUAGAGAAAGCUCUCGAAAUUACCAGAAGGAUGCUGAAGUUGGACCCGAAUCACCAGAGAGCCAAUGGGAACCUAAAAUACUUUGAGUUCCAGUUGGAGAAGCAGAGAAAGGCAGAGGAAGAGAAAAAUGAGGAGGUUAAAAUAAGAGAAAAGAAAGCGGUGGACAAACGUGAAGCUCAGAGAAAACGCUCCAAUGAUCCUCUGCCAGAAAGGAAGAGAUAUGAAAUGCUGUGCAGAGGAGAGGGAUUGAAACUGACACCUCGCAGACAGAGCCGUUUGUUUUGUCGUUACUCUGACAAUGGCCGCAAUCCACGAUUGCUAUUGGCUCCGGUGAAAGUGGAGGAUGAGUGGGACCGCCCGCACAUUGUUCGGUAUCAUGACAUCAUCUCUGACAGUGAAAUCAUGACAGUGAAGCAACUGGCAAAACCCAGACUAAGGAGAGCAACUGUGCACGAUCCCAUUACGGGAAAACUCACCACUGCCCAAUACAGAGUCUCCAAGAGUGCUUGGCUGUCUGGAUAUGAGCAUUCCACAAUUGAAAGGAUUAACCAGCGUAUUGAGGAUGUGACCGGUCUUGAAAUGGACACAGCGGAAGAGUUGCAGGUUGCAAAUUAUGGAGUUGGAGGCCAAUAUGAACCUCACUUUGACUUUGGAAGGAAAGAUGAACCAGAUGCUUUUAAAGAACUGGGCACAGGAAACAGAAUUGCGACCUGGCUCUUUUAUAUGAGUGAUGUAACAGCAGGGGGCGCCACUGUCUUCACUGAUGUAGGAGCAGCAGUAUGGCCCAAAAAGGGUACAGCGGUUUUCUGGUAUAACCUUAUGGCUAGUGGAGAAGGAGACUACAGCACACGACAUGCUGCCUGUCCAGUUUUAGUAGGCAACAAGUGGGUAUCAAAUAAAUGGGUACACGAACGAGGUCAAGAAUUCAGAAGACCAUGUAGUCUAAGUGAAGAGGAAUGAUCACAUUCUCUAUCGUUCCUGUUUAGUAUCAUGGUGUCAGUUUUAUUCAGUAUGGAAUGUGUGUCUGUACAAAGAGUGUAUGACUAUCAUCAAUGUUCAUUUCUUUUCUAUGCCCCUUUUCAAACAGAAACAUGGGUAGGAUAUGAUCCUAAAUGCAUCAUGAAUGUGCAGAGGUCUAAUCAAAGGUUUUAUUCUAGUUAUUUAUUUAGGGUUGCUUUUUAAAUCAUAUUUGGCUUUUGCACUUUCUUUCAUCUUGAACUCCAAUUCUAGUGAAGUUGCUUAAGUCCUGCGUUUAACCACUGAACACUCAAAACCAUAAACUUGAAUCCGCUAACACUUUAGGCUUGAAUAGAAAUGAACGAGGAAACAUGCAGUAGUUUAGGUCAUUUUGAGAUGAUCAAAACAACUUGAUCUAUAUAGUCUGAAGACUAACCUUUUAAGACCAAUAUGUUGCUGUGGACAAAUCCCUACAUAGUACCAAAUAAUAUUUUAACAAGUUCUGUGGCCAAUGCUAGACAUGUUUGUUUUUAAUGGGUUUUUUAUGUACUUUUGUAUUUGUGGAAAAUAAAUUGUGUGUGACUGUUUUCUACAGAAAUAAAUUUUAUGUCAUCA
Molecule: messenger RNA, 2467 nt
Organism: Paramisgurnus dabryanus
Lineage: Eukaryota; Metazoa; Chordata; Actinopteri; Cypriniformes; Cobitidae
Source: RefSeq, a predicted model, not a curated record